This is a messenger RNA of Porites evermanni, 546 nucleotides long. NCBI's taxonomy places the organism in Eukaryota, Metazoa, Cnidaria, Anthozoa, Scleractinia, Poritidae. The record is from the annotation of a GenBank genome assembly.
AUGCUGCUGCUGGAGCAGCUGCUUGGGUCACCAACAUUGGAAAUGAAUUUGGCCAAGUUCUUAACAGCAAGUGAGGGAAGUGGGCUUCGCCCAAUGGCAACUGGGAUCAUCCGUCGCUAUGAGGUGGCUGGCGUUCCCCCGUCAGUACUUCUAUAUACAGAUCGUCACUGCUGUGGUGAGAAAAAGGUCAGCUCUCUCUUCACAACCUGGCAGGAACUCAAUGUGCACCUUGAUGCAUGGUACUUCAUGCACCAUUUUGAAGCAGGGUGCACUACAGAUUCACAUCCACUCUAUGGUACCUUUAUGGCUGGACUGUCACAGUGCAUUUUUGAGUGGAGUGGUGAGGAUCUCAACCUUCUGAAAAGAGCCAAGGCUGCCCAACUUGUCAAGUCCAGUGUCCAAAACCCAUCGGAUGAGGACAUCAUGAAACAUAUCACAAAAAAGGAGCUGUCCCUCCACGUCAGCCGUAAAACACGCAGAAUACAAGUGACCACCAUCCUCAUUUCCAACUUGCAUUCCCUGGGUCACAAGAGAAUGACACCUUAG